Molecule: messenger RNA, 458 nt
Organism: Centruroides sculpturatus (bark scorpion)
Lineage: Eukaryota; Metazoa; Arthropoda; Arachnida; Scorpiones; Buthidae
Product: peptide transporter family 1-like
Exons: 5
Biological process (GO): transmembrane transport
Cellular component (GO): membrane
Molecular function (GO): dipeptide transmembrane transporter activity
Source: RefSeq, a predicted model, not a curated record
AUAUUCUUAUUUUAUAUCUUACUCAAGAACUUUUGUAUAGCGAAAACACGGGAACAAAUAUAUAUCAUGCAUUCUCUAUGACUACUUUUUUUCUUACCUUAUUUGGUGCAAUAUUGGCUGACACUUUUUUAGGAAAAUUCAGAACGAUAUUAUACGGGUUCAUUUUUGAUGUAAUUGGAUGCAUAGUCAUUUCUUUGUCUUCUGUGCCAAAUUUUCUACCAAUGAGAUCUCUUACUAUAAUUAGUUUAGUUGUGAUAGCCUUUGGAAUAGGAGGAACGAGACCCUGCAUACCAUCUUUCGGAGGAGAUCAGUUUAAAACAAAUCAGAUAACAGAAUUAAGAAGGUUUUUCUCUUUUUACGUUAUAAGCUGUAGAAUGGGAAUGUUAACUUCGUCUUUUUUAAUUCCUUUCUUAAGAGAAACUCCGUUACUUCGAUUCAAAAAACCAGUUUUAGAAAAG